Messenger RNA from Paramuricea clavata, 3553 nucleotides. The record is from the annotation of a GenBank genome assembly. NCBI's taxonomy places the organism in Eukaryota, Metazoa, Cnidaria, Anthozoa, Malacalcyonacea, Plexauridae.
AUGGCCGACUCAGAGGUUGAAGAAAUGUUAUUGGAACUGGAGUCGGAAAUACUUGCAUUAAAGCUGGAUGACAUUUUGAAGUUAGCACAAAAUAUAAAGCUAGACGAAUCUAGUGUUCAAGGUAAGAGUAGAUUUAUGAUUCUAAAGGUUAUACGGGAAGCUAUAGAAGAGACAGUUGGAACGCUAACUGAGAAAACAGAAUGUGUGACAUAUAUAGAAAGUAUUAAAGUAUUUCUUGGUCCACCACCGCUCGAAGAGCCGGCUGAUCAAGAGGAGGGACCCCAGAAAGAAGUAGAAGUUUCAGAAGUGGGACCCCAGGAAAAAUCAGAAGUUGUAGAAUUGGAAGAGAAGAUACAAGAAUUGUUGAGUAAACAAAAAGAAAACAAACUAAAGGCUCAAGAGAAAAAGGGAACAGGUGUUAGUAAGAAGAGUCCUGUUCAACCAGAAAAUGUUAUAAAAGUACCAUUGGCAAAUCUUGAAAAGAGUCUGCUACACCGAGAUUUUAAGAUACAAGGUGUAGUUGGGGAACCCGGACAGAAAGAUAAGUUGGGGUAUCAAUCAUUAGUUUCCCAAAUUGAAGCCGGUGUUAGAAAACAAUACUCUGAACUAGAAAUUGUUAAUGCAGUAGUUCGAGCAGUCCAACCAGGACUUCAGUUAAGAAGUUAUUUGGAAAGUGUUACAGACCUAACCUUGCCCAGGCUAAGGAAAAUUAUUCGGUUCCAUUAUCAUGAGAAGAGUGCAACCGAACUCUAUCAAAUGUUAGCCAACAUUACUCAACAACCAAAAGAGGAUCCACAAUCUUUCCUCAUUCGAACUCUGACCAUUCGCCAAAAGAUCAUUUUUGCCUCAAAAGAGUCUGGAAAUAAUAUAACCUAUGAUCAGAGCUCAGUGCAAGGAUUAUUUCUGCAUGCCCUUGAGACAGGGCUUAUUGAUGAGACAAUCCGAGCAAAGAUGAGACCAACCCUCCAGAAUCCUCUGGUCACCGAUGAAGAUUUGAUUGAAGCCAUGAACAUGGCUAUGUCCGCAGAAACCGAGAGAGUAAACAAAUUCAGUUUUUCGGGCAGAAAGUCAGCAAGCAUAUCAACAGUGGAGAUGACAUCUGAAAAAAACAAGGAAAAGAGAGAGGAGGGAAGAGUAUUAGCCGCGCUGAAGGCUGUGCAAUCCGACAUGGCGACGAUGCAAAGCGAGAUGAAGUUUCUCCGUGAUGCAGUAACCAAAGUGCCUGAACCGGGGGAUGAAAUGCGAAACAAUGUGGCGACGAAGGCUAGUCGACCGAAGCGUGGAUGUAGAGAAUGUGAUGAGAAAGGUUUGUCGGACACGUGUAAUCACUGUUUUCUUUGUGGUGGGGCCAAUCAUAUAGCCAGAUAUUGCAACAUGAAGUUCAGAAACCAGGGAAACCACAAAGGGCUGCCCCCGAGGGACAGGGUGUAGCCCAAUCAAAGACAGAAAUGAAGUCCCACCUUUGUAAUUACUGUUUGAAGAAAGAAAGUAGAUCAAAUGAAUUUCAAAUAUGUUCGAUAUGUAAAAUUGUGCAUUAUUGUUCAAAGGAUUGCCAGAGAAAACAUUGGGUUGAACAUAAGACUCUCUGUACAUCCAUCAAGAACCUCUCAACAACUGCAGGUACAAUACCUGGUUUGGGAGAUUCCGCAGAUACGAACAUGUUUGUCAGUCAUCUCACCCCAAAACAGAGAGAUACCGUAGUGAAGCUUGUUGGGGAAAAGUGUCAAGUCAAAUGCCAACUCAAUGGUAAAGAAACGGAGAUACUUUGGGACACAGGAGCCCAGGUCUCAAUUCUACCUGAGAGAAUUUUGAAGGACAUGUUCCCAGACAUUCCGGUUAAGGAUAUACAUGAGCUUUUGGGGGCUGGAUCAGAUCUAAAGCUAGAAGCAGCCAAUGGAACACAAAUUCCGUACAACGGGUGGGUAGGAGUAAAUUUUAAGCUCCUUAACAAUUCAGCAAAAGAAAUCACAGUACCAUUUUUGGUCACAAAUGAAGACCUUAACUGUCCCAUAAUUGGUUACAACGUAAUUGAACUUUUUGUGAAGGAUAAUGGCCCAGAAACGGCAUUGUCCGCUGUUGCAGAAAGUUUUGACAAUGUCAGUAACACAGAGGCAAGUGCCCUAGUUAAUUUUAUGAACAGCGAUCUUAGCGAAAGUCUUUGCGCAGUUCGAACAUCGAAAAAGAAAGUAGUUAUCCCUAGUGGCCAGACCAUGAAUAUUUCAUGCCGUGCAAACACUGGACCAAUAAGACGAAACAGUCCUGCAUUAUUUGAGCCAGAUGAACAAACCCAUAUGCCAAUAGGUCUAACAGUUCAAGAGGCUCUGACCACAGUGAAACAAGGGAAGUCUAGCUUAAUAGAUAUUCCAGUAACUAACACAACACAGCACGAUAUUGCCUUACCCGGUAGACUAGUCCUUGGCAACCUACAAUUGGUUCGCUCGGUUACUCCACUUGAAGUCAAAUUAAAGAAGGAAGAACUGGGAGAGCAGCCAGGCAACAUAGAGACAGAGAUUCAGGUAGAUCCAACAAAACCAUCAUCCCUGGAAAGUGAAGAACCCAGACUACCAGAUGUAGACUUAAGUGGGCUUACACCUGAACAAAGACGAGAAGCAACAAAGAUGUUAUACGAGGAAGCUGAUGCAUUUGCGAUGGAUGACGAAGACGUUGGGUGUAUUGAGGGACUUCAAAUGAACAUUCACUUAACUGAUGAUCAACCAGUCCAGAAGAACUAUUUGUCAAUUCCCAGACCACUGUAUCCGGAAGUAAAGGCUUAUAUAGAGGACCUAUUGAACAGAAAUUUUAUACGCAAAUCGAAAUCACCGUUUUCCAGCAGUGUGGUAUGUGUUAGAAAAAAAGACGGUGGGUUACGAUUGUGUGUGGAUUAUCGAGCUUUAAACCAGAAAACUGUACCUGACAGACACCCUAUCCCGCGUAUUCAGGAGACACUAGACAACCUGGGAGGAAACCACUGGUUCAGUGUCCUCGACCAGGGGAAGGCUUACCAUCAAGGUUUUAUGGACAGAGAUAGUCAGCCUCUUACAGCCUUUAUAACCCCCUGGGGCUUGUAUGAGUGGACCAGAAUACCGUUUGGGCUAAUGAACGCACCCGCCAACUUCCAGAGAUUUAUGGAGAACUGUUUGGGAGACCUUCGAGACAAAAUUUGUAUACCAUACUUGGACGACGUUAUUGUUUUCUCCAAGACCUUCAAGGAACAUGUGCAACAUCUACAGGAAGUUCUUCAACGAUUAAAGAGUCAUGGGGUUAAACUUAAGCCAAAAAAGUGUAACCUGUUUAAGAACGAGGUGUCAUUCCUGGGUCGAAUCGUAUCAGCUAAUGGGUAUCAGAUGGACCCCAAGGCGACUGCAGCCGUUGAAAAGCUUAAAGGAGUCAUUCCAAAGACCGUAGGAGAAGUGCGAAAGAUAAUGGGUCUGCUUGGUGUGUAUCGACGGUCGAUCGAGAAUUUUUCGAAGAUUGCAAAGCCAUUAUACGACCUGUUAAAUAGGGACACAUCUCCACCGAAGAUGUCAACAGCAAGCAGAAACAACCACAACAA